UCCUUUCCACUUAUAAAUAAUCAGGGGAUCCCACGCCAUAUUUGCUGUCAAAAAACUUGUGUCCAAAUUUCUACGUAACCUUAAGCUGACCCCAUCUCCACCUUCAAUCUGGUUCUUGUUCAGAGCAAUUUAUUGUUAGAUCUUUGUUUGGCUGUUCCAGAAUCGAGAAUGAGUCGCGGAAAUCAGAGAGAUAGAGAUCGUGAAAGGGCACAAGCCAGGGCAGGUAGCAAACCCAAACAGCCCAAAGGUGAUGGAUUGACCCCUGAACAAAGACGAGAAAGAGACGCAAAGGCACUUCAAGAAAAAGCAGCAAGGAAAGCGGCGCAGGCUGCUGGUGGUGGAAAUAACCAAUCUGAUAGUAAACUAAUUAAGAAGAAAUAGUAGAAUUUAGCAAGGAAAGUUGUGUUGUUGAUACAGGAGUAGGUAUAAGGGAAUCUUGUGGAUGAAUCAGGCGUGGUUUCUGGAUAUUGGAGGUCAUUGUUGUUCAUGUCACAGCAAAGUGUUUGAAAUAUUUGCUUCCAUUUGUUCAUGUCAUUUGUCAAGUAUUUGGAAUAUUCUACUUUAGUUUUGGCAUGUAUGGUCCUUAACUGUUUGUAUCUGAUUUGCAAUGAAAUUUCCUAUUGUGAUUAACUUA
This is a messenger RNA of Nicotiana tabacum (common tobacco), 634 nucleotides long. The record is from RefSeq and is a predicted model, not a curated record. NCBI's taxonomy places the organism in Eukaryota, Viridiplantae, Streptophyta, Magnoliopsida, Solanales, Solanaceae.